AAGCUGUUAAAAAUAUGAAUAUUCGUGGAAUAUUUCUGCAACGUGAAUACAAACGUUAUUACCCAGAAGGCGAAAAACUAGCACAUGUCAUUGGGUUUACGAAUCGAGAAAAUCGCCCAAUGGAAGGUGUUGAAUUGAUUCAUAACCGCGAUAUGACAGGUACGAGUGGACAAGAAAAAAUUAUUCGAGAUAAACUUGGGAACCCUGUGCGAGCAGACCAGUUAGUCGCGCCAACGAAUGGUCAGGAUGUGCAGUUGACCAUUGAUAAAACGAUUCAGUUUUUUACUUAUCAAACCAUUAAAAAUACCGUGGAAAAGUAUCAGGCGAAGGGGGGUAGUGCUGUGGUUGUUGAUGCAAAAACUGGCGAGGUUUUAGCCAUGGCAAACUGGCCAAGUUAUGAUCCAAAUGCGCUAUUUAGUCAUGGAGAAAGUGCUCGCAUCUCUGUGUCACAAUUACGAAACAGAGCGAUGGUUGAUGCUUUCGAGCCUGGGUCGGUGAUGAAGCCUAUUAGUAUAGCCUUGGCGUUAGACGCAGGAUUAGUCACCCCGCAAACGCAAAUUAAUACGGCGCCAGGUAAGAAAAAAAUUGGCAACUUUACCAUUUCUGAUGCUCAUCCCUUUGGUCAACUUAGCGUGGCACAGAUUGUGCAAAAAUCAAGUAAUGUUGGUACGGUAGCCGUGAUCGAAAAACUUCCCAAAAAGACAUUGUGGGAAGGGUUGCAACAAUUUGGUUUUGGUCAGAUUCCUCAAACGCAAUUUCCGGGAACGACAGCAGGGCGUUUGCGAAGUUACAAAAAAUGGGGGCAUAUUGAUAAACUUUCUAUUGGCUACGAUAUUGCUACCGCCAUCGAUGCCAAGCCCAUGACACCUGUUGGCGUGGCUGUUAUUUCGCCAGAAACAGCGGCGCAUGUGCGAAAAAUGCUUGAGUUGGUCACUGCGCCAACAGGCGGGACAGCACCGCAGGCUCAGGUGAUGGGAUAUCGUGUUGGUGGGAAAACAGGUACAGUACGCAAAUUUGUCCAUGGGCAGUAUUCACAAAAAGCUUAUCGAAGCGUGUUUGUGGGGAUGGCGCCAAUGAGUCAACCACGAAUUGUUGUUGCGGUGAUGAUUGAUGAGCCAAGCAAUGGUCAAUACUAUGCUGGUGAGGUUGCUGCACCUGCUUUUUCACAAAUUAGCGAACAAACACUUCGUAUUCUAAAUGUACCCGUUGAUUCGGCCAUUAAGAGUUUGGUGGUGGGAGAGUAUUUGAUGACCACGCCAAUCAAAAUUCAAGCAGCAGAUACGCCACAAGAAGUCAUUGCCUUGAUGUCGGUCUUGGGGCGAUCCAAACAAAAUGCGCGCUUAAGUUGUGAUAGCAGAAAAAUUCAAGCGGGUGAUGUUUUUGUUGCGUUGACAGUAAAAGGUGUUGAUGGGCGAGCUCAUAUGACACAGGCUUUGACACAAAAAGCCAGUGUCAUUUUAGCAGAAGCCCAAGGCUUUUCUGAUUGGCAAACACAGUUGGGGUGGACGACUACUUCAGGUGGCGAAACUCCCGUUGUCAUUGUUGUUGAUCAAUUGGCACAACAAUUGGGAGCCAUAGCUAAGCUGUGGUUUCAAAGUGAAGCAUUACCUAAAAUCAUCGGAAUAACAGGGACGAAUGGUAAAACAACUAGCUGUUUAUGGCUGUGCGAAGGUUUGAGACAGCUGGGACAAAAGACUGCGAGUAUUGGCACGCUAGGGAUUGGUGUGGAUGGUCAUUUUGUUUCAACGGGAUACACAACACCUGACGCAUUGUUAUUACAAAGCAUUUUUGCUGAUUUAGCGAAAGCACAAGUCGAGACGAUUGUGAUGGAAGUUUCUUCUCAUGCUUUAGAUCAAGGCCGGGUUAAUGCUGUGAGUUAUGAAACAGCACUUUUAACCAAUUUUAGCCAAGACCACUUAGACUAUCACACCGAUCUUGAUGACUAUUGGCGUUCUAAAGCACAAUUGUUUGCUUGGCCCAAUUUAAAAAAUGCUGUGUUGAAUCGGCAAGACGCCAGAAGGGUUUUCGCAAGCUGUUUAACCAUGGGUUAUACCGUCAAGGCUUGUUUGGAUGUGUUACAAGUGAUUGCGUCAGUGCCCGGUCGCAUGCAGGUUAUUAAUCAUCUUCACAAGAAUCAACCUCUUGUGGUGGUUGAUUUUGCCCACACCCCAGAUGCUGUCCGUAAGGUUUUGAUGGCGAUUCGUCCACAGACCAAGCUUCGAGGAGGACGGUUAUGGUGUAUUUUUGGUUGUGGUGGUAAUCGGGAUGCCAGUAAACGCCCACUCAUGGGGCAAGCAGCUGCAAGUUGCGCAGAUCAAUUGGUGAUCACCAGUGAUAACCCUCGUCAGGAAGAUCCCGAUCAUAUUAUUGCUGACAUUGUACAAGGGCUAGGGGCAACCCAAGCAACGGUUGUGAUUGAACCUGAUCGUGCAAAAGCGAUUGCCUAUGCUAUUGGCCAAGCUCAACCCAAUGAUGUUAUUGUUUUAGCAGGUAAAGGUCAUGAAACAACGCAAGAUAUUGCAGGCAGAAAGUUACCUUUUAACGAUGCAUUCAUCGCUCAACAAGUUUUAGAAGCUCACUAUCCUACCAACGGGGGGAAUCAUGUU
This is a messenger RNA of Darwinula stevensoni, 2606 nucleotides long. Lineage: Eukaryota; Metazoa; Arthropoda; Ostracoda; Podocopida; Darwinulidae. The record is from the annotation of a GenBank genome assembly.